AUGCGUCUCACUACUAGCGUCAUCGCUGGCUUCAUCGCUGUCGGUGCCGCCACGCCAGCCGGUCUGACAAUCCUGUCAACUUCAACCAGUAGCUCCGCAGAUGCUGUUACGACCCGAUCCACCCCUGUAGAUGGCAACUGGCACAUUGGCUGCGACGCGAACAACUACUGCUCCUACUAUCAGGACAGUGAUAUCGCUGCUGACUCGUCUGCCGACUCGUUAUCGUCUCGCACCAUUACCCUGUCGGAGGCUACGUGCAAGCAGUGUACAAGCCAAGACCCUUGCGAUUACUGUGAAAAUCUUUCAGAAUUCAGUUGCCGAGACUGCGACCACUACCAAUGCGAAGAUGGAUAUUUGCGCUAUCAAACACAUUGCUUCGAUAUCCAGCCAGAGCUUGCUGAGGCCAUUCGCAAUCACACAGGCGUCACUGAUAUCCCAGGCGUCACAGCCACCAUCUACGAGACCGUUACCAGCACCAGUGUUGAGACCAGUUCCAUUGUGCCGCCUACACCAACUUUCGAUUCCACCAUCACCAUCACAAGUACGGCCGCCACAAACACGAUCACACAAAUGGUCUUUCCCCCGAGACGCAGUGUACUAGCCCCUCGCGACGAAGUAGCUUCCAAUGGUGUCGGUAGUCAGCCACAUGUUCGUCGCAAUGCUGCAUUCAAACAGUCGCAGUGUAUGCCCUGUGACGCAUUGACCUGCCCGGAAUGUCACAACGACUGCGCUGAAUGUGAGAAGUUCGUGUGCAACGACUUGGCUGCUCACCUGACCGUUUGCAUGAGCAUUCGCUCGAAGUGGCAGCCUCCCAGCUUCAAUAUCUCUGCUUCAGCACCAAGCGAAACAACAACUGUUGUCGUCAUGCCCCAGCCAGGAACUGCAACUACGACGCAGACCGUACUUUACCCAACCUCCAUCUCGACAAUUCCUCCUCCCUCGGUUUCCACAGUCACCAUAUCGAUUAUACCCUCACCUCCAGCUGUCACGGUUACUGCAUCUGUCCCUCCUGCUAGUACCACCACUGUCGUCGCAGUCCCUCAGGACCCCACGACGAUCACUACGACCAUCCUUUCGGUACCUCCCAUUCCACUUAGUACCGUCACUGUAUACCCCCAGGCUCCGCAGAACAGUGCGAUCAUUGUAUCUUCUCCCCGUCUCCAAACCAGCACUGUGAUAGUGGUUCCUCAACGUCCUCAACCCAGCACUGUGACAAUAACUCGCCAGCGUCCUCAACCCAGCACCGUCACCGUGGAAAAGCCGGCCUCCACCAUCGUCUACCACUAUCAGGAUCCAGCUUCCACCGUUGUCAUACAGCCCCCAACUGUUACUGCUUCGCGCUCCCCAUCUGUGAUCGAGAUUCCUAUGACCAUGAUCACAACCGCGACACAUACGGUAGCCAGAUCAGUUCGUGCGGUACAUACUCCUGCGCCUAUGUCUUCUCGUGAUAUUACCAUGGCCAAAACAACUUGCAACACUUGCGACGGUAACACGGAGUGUGAUGGAUGCGAUUUUGCUUGCGACGAAGAUUGCUUCUACUUUCUUUGCAAAGACGCCGUUAGCGGAUCGGAGGUUUGUGUGAGUGUGCCAGAGGAUGUCAAAGCUUUCAAAGCAAACGAUGCAUCCAUGACUCCCAGCGACUUCCUCGGCUCCGCUGCUAUGCUUUUGGUACUCGAUGACGCCGAAGACUCAACUUCCAAUGCUUCAGCCAGCCACCUACAGCCUGCAGUCUCCAAUGGUACUAGGCCAAACUUUGCUUUUGCUGAGGAGGACUGUUAUCUGUGCGAGGUCGAUGACGAAUCUUGCGGAAUGUGUGACUGGCAGUUCACCUGCGGCACCAAGAAGAGGUGCUUUCAUAAUGGAGCUCGCGAGGUUGUCGAGAUGUGCUUCGAGACUGGCGAGAAGUGUCGUCCCUGA
Messenger RNA from Alternaria arborescens, 1917 nucleotides. RefSeq lists its product as hypothetical. NCBI's taxonomy places the organism in Eukaryota, Fungi, Ascomycota, Dothideomycetes, Pleosporales, Pleosporaceae. The transcript is spliced from 5 exons. The record is from RefSeq and is a predicted model, not a curated record. The coding region runs from base 1 to 1917 and encodes 638 amino acids.